GGAUGGCAACUCCAGGGUCGUGAAAAUAGGGAUAGCACUUACAAAAACAAGGACUAAUUAUUUAAUUUUCAAUUUCUGUAAAAUAAAAAUUGCCAUGGAAAACCAAGAAUGGAAUAGGACCUACGGAAAUACACUUACUAAAAAUAUUUUCAUUUACCAUCUCUAGAACUGCAAUAUCAGAUAACUUUUGGUGGAAAAAUUCAAAGGUGUCUUAUUUCAUUUGUGGAAGUGAUUACUGGCAAACAAAUUUCGAUGUCAUGGACGUUCCAAUCAAGCUAGAGGUCAAACUGGAGAACGAUGUGGGUUGUGGCAUUAACGAGGAUGAGGCCACUCCGCUGCGGGAGACUACAGGCGGGACUCCGCCGCAUGCAUUUGCUGUUGGAAUUCCUAUGUCCGGAUCAGGCUGGAACAGUGAUCCAGAGGAUGGUGGCCUUGUCCACCACUCGGCGACUCCAGGCGCACAUCUACAGUCGGCCCUAGACGCCAUCGACCCGAGGACCGAGCUGAAGUUCAAAAUAGAUGCUGAUAAUGCGAUUUUGGACAGCUUGGUGGAUGACCCAUUUGAUAUUGGUCCCCGGGCAACCUUGGAGACAUCUGCCGAAGUAAAGGUCGAAAGUCGAAAUUGCGAUUUACUUCCCAGCCAAUUUUCGAAUCGCAAUAACUUUGAAGACAUGAAUUUGUUCAGUCUUGAGGACGCCAAAACGCUUGUACCAGACGAACAACAUGGCUUCCAGGCAAAUGGUACGCUCGUAGAAGAUCUGGAGGCAGCCGAUCUCAUUGCUCAGAAACGAGAGAUUCUAAGGAAAUUGGAGAUGGCAGAUGAAAACAGAAAGGUAAAAAAUAAGAAAAAGAAACACAAGAAGGAUCGGUCCCAUCGCUCAAACCGAGAUCGUGAGGAGUCCAGAAAGCGAAAUCGCAGUGCCACUUCGCAGGACGAGAACACAGAUGAGAGGAACCGGAAUGAUGGUGAUCAUCGGAGCCAUAAGACAUAUAAGAAACGAAAUAGCAGUGGCAGUUCGCAGACCGAUGGCCCGCCGGAAAAAAAAAUUCGGGAUGCAGAAUUAGAUUACGUUCCAGUGCGGGCUGAUGAGCAGUACAUCCGACUAGUUAACUUCUCCAACCUCAUAGAGCACCAGCCACCGCAGGUUGAACCUAACACUGUGAAUCUGUCCAAAGCGGACAAGCGUGGUCUGGCCGUCGCACGGGCGGAGUUGGUGCUGGAACAGAUCCAGCAGAUGGCCAACAAAGAGGAGCCGCCCGAAUUCCACAUGGUGGACACCAUCUGCAAGCUUCCUGUUAAUGAGUCGUUUAGGAACCAGGAUUGCUUCGAGAAUCCUUCGCCAAUUUGCAAUAACAUGAAUGUGGUUUACAAGUUCAAUUCCACGCCCGGAACCAGAAUCGAUUUGGCUAAAUGGGGCUUGGAAGCAGUGCCUCAGGCGACUAAGAGGCUUUUGCGUCUACUGGGCAUCGAUGUGGCGCGCCUUAAGGAGCUCCAGAGCAAAGUUAAGCCUUCGCAGCGCAUCCUGAAGCUGAAAAAGGAGCAACUUGAGCAGGGCUUGGCGCCGACAAAUGAAAAUGAAACGGCCACGCUGUUCAAGAAUGCAGCUACGCAAACAAAGGGCAGGACUGAUACCCACGAUGCUGGCACUCAAGUUCGUUUAGAGAGCCAGCCUAAUGGGGCCUUUUGGCAGAACCCCAACUUCAAUCCAUUGGAUUUGACUCAGCAACAGUCGAACGUUAUGUUAGCCAUACAGGAAAUCUAUAAAACCCUGCCUAAUGCCACCUUGGCCGCCAAGCUCUACAAUGCAUUGAGACCUGCUCUGGCAAUAAUAAAGGGCAGUCAGCCCUGAGUAUUCCAUACUCACUAAUAUUUGCUUUAUACAUUCAAGAAAUACAUAUAUGCACACGCAUUAUACAUUUAUAACAA
Messenger RNA from Drosophila erecta, 1927 nucleotides. RefSeq names its product protein panoramix. The transcript has a single exon. The record is from RefSeq and is a predicted model, not a curated record. Lineage: Eukaryota; Metazoa; Arthropoda; Insecta; Diptera; Drosophilidae. The coding region runs from base 258 to 1850 and encodes 530 amino acids.